UAAAUAGAUCCGGUGUUAACUCUAAAUGGGAAUUUAAGUCCUAAAUCUAGAUUCUGAUAUGGUAUAUCUUGGAUUUCAUGAUUUUCGUGAUUCGAAAUUAAGAUUUUGCUGCUCAAUUAAAAGUAAAUCUUAUAUUUAACCUAAGUAAAGGAAGCCAGUAAUAGUUUAGGUUAAAAAAUAUAAAAGACUGUAUAGUUACUCGUGAAUUAAAUAACGAAUUCAUACCUGACCCGAAAAUAGUUGUAAUUACUGUCUAAUAUGAGAUGACUUUUACAAAGUGUUAUCCAUUACCCAUUCACUAGUAAAUAAUAAUAACAAAACUCCGAUAAAGAUAAGAAUGCUUCGGAGUUAGGAAGAUGGCUAAAUAGAACUGGGGGCCACUGAUCUCUCAGUAAUUUAUAAUAGCAACCAAUAACAAAAAUUCCUUCUUAGAGCAUGAGUUGAAUUGCCCAUGAGAGAUCUUUGUUCGUUACAUUUACUUUUUGUUUCACUAAUCUUAUUAUAAAAAAGAAAAUGGUGGCCUCACCCUCGGGACAACGAACGUACUCUACAUCGUAGUUCGCUGUCUAGUCUUCAUUUUUUCCCCUCGUGGCGCACGGUAGGCAUCAUUUAAGAGUGUUUGCUGCGCUCCUUUGGCCUAUAGCUGCAUCUGCUACUUUUUCCCCCGUUACUUUACACCCAUUCCCGCAUCCUAUCUUCAAUCUUGCUGUCCAACACCUCUAACUGUUGUUUCUUGAUGCAACUGCGGGUUUUUCUCCCAAUUUCCGCCUUUAGAUCUUUGUACUCCAACUCCAUCUUGUCACUGUCUUGAGCGGUGAGGGACCGAAAAUCACUCUGUGCUUGGCAAGACAGCCUUAAAUUUCAUAACUUAAUCCUUUUAUUCCCUUUCCACAAAAGGUCUUAAAUGAUUUCCUCUCUCUCCCCUCCUCCUAACCCCAAAUGGCGACCCGCAGCUCUGCUGGGGCUAUGCAGCGCCGCCUAUCUUCAAGACCAGGGGCCGAAGUCCAAACCGUUCAACCCUGUGGGCGCCGGCAGCGGCGGUGGUGGAGGCCAUGGUGGCGGCGGCGGCAACACCGGAGGCUUUGGAGGCAGCGGAGGUCAAGGCGGAGGCAGCGGGGGCUUUGGAGGUAGUACUGGUGGAAGCGGAGGCUUUGGGGGUAACACAGGAGGAAGCGGGGGCUACGGCGGUGGCAGCAGUACUGGAGGAGGAGGAGUAGGAGGAGGAUUCGGGGGCAGCGGUACUGGAGGAAGCGGAGGCUUUGGAGGUGGUAGCACCGGAGGCAGCGAAGGUUAUGGUGGUGGUAGUGGAGGAUCCGGGAGUGGUAGCGGAGGAUUUGGAGGUGGCAGCGGAGGAUCUGGAGGUGGCAGCGGAGGCUUUGGAGGUGGCAGCACCGGAGGAAGCGGAGGCUAUGGUGGUGGCAGCGGAGGACCUGGAACUGGCAGUGGAGGAUUUGGAGGUGGUAGCACUGGAGGAAGCGGAGGAAGUGGAGGUUAUGGUGGUGGCAGUGGAGGAUCCGGAAGUGGAAGCGGAGGUUUUGGAAGUGGCAGCGGAGGAUUUGGCGGUGGCAGCACUGGAGGAAGCGGAGGUUAUGGGGGUGGCAGUGGAGGAUCUGGAAGUGGCAGUGGAGGAUUUGGAGGUGGCAGUGGAGGAUUUGGAGGAGGCAGUGGAGGAUUUGGAGGUGGCAGCGGAGGAGUUGGAGGUGGCAGUGGAGCAUACGGAGGAGGAAGUGGUGACCCCAUAACCGACUUAGCCAAUGCCAUCGGAGGUGGAGGAGUACCAGGCCAAGACUACCCAAUCCUCGCCUCUGUACCCAAUACAGGAUUCGUCUGUGAUCAGCUCCCAGGAUACUAUGCCGACACGGCACCAGAAGCUGGAUGCCAGGUUUUCCACAUCUGUCAAGAAGACGGCCGUCUGGACUCCUUCCUCUGCCCCAACGGUACCAUCUUCAACCAACAGUAUUUCGUCUGCGACUGGUGGUAUAACUUUGACUGUUCAACUGCCCAGCAAUUCUAUGGUCUCAAUGCUGAGAUUGGAAAGGUCGUAGGUAACGGAGCUGGCGGAGGCGCUGGCGGCAGCGGCUACUCAGGUCCUGGUGGAGCAGGAGGAAACAUUGGCGGUGGUGGAGGUUUUGGUGCUGGUGGCUCCGGAGGUGUUGGUGCUGGUGGCUCCGGAGGUGUUGGCGCUGGUGGCUCUGGAGGAGCUUACAGCGGGCCUGGAGGAAGUGCCGGGUCAUUUAAUCCCAACGCUGGAGGUGGUCAGUCAUACAGUGCUCCCGGUGGGAAUCUAAACGGUGGUGGAAGGAGAAAUGGAAAUGGUGGUGGCGCUCCCUCAGCAUCCUAUGGUGCUCCAGGAAGGAAUGGCAACGCCGGAGGAUCUCUCGGUGGUAACAGAGGUGGUGGUGCUCCAUCCCAAUCUCUUGGUGCUCCAAGCAGGAACGUAGGUGGUGGUGGUUCGUCAGGUUUUGGACCCUCCGGCGGAAGUGCUGGUGGUGUAGGUGCUCCAUCUGCAUCUUAUGGCGCUCCAGGAAGAAAUGGCAACGGAAACGCAGGUGGUGGAAACCGUAAUGGAGGAUUCAGUAAUGGCAAUACUGGAAAUGGAAGAUUCGGUGGUAAUGGCGGAGGUGUUCAGGCACCUUCCGCUUUAUACCAGACCCCAGGUAAAUAAGUUAUGACCAAAGCCCUAGGAGGUGGCUUUCUCUAGUGAUUACCCUGAAUUUGUCUAAAUUUACUACGAUUCAUCAUUUAUGCAAUUAUUCUGUACCUGAAGGCCAAAAUAUGACUACUUGACCAAAAUCCAGAAACCUGUUUAAGAAACAAACGUCACUAGAGCAGACCACUAGUUGUUGUCUCUGUUGAAGAAUUUUCCCAAAUAAUACUCGUCGAGCAUAAUAUUUACGAUUAGGAGAUAGAUCUUAUAUAUUUUUAUAUGUAUAUAUGCCUCUUUUUGUCAUUUUUUCCUGGCACACGUCAUUCAGAAAUUACCUUUUCUGCUGCUUUUAAUUCUGCCUCCUCUUUUUUUUUUUUAUUGUCUUUGCUCUUCUGUCCUGUGCCAUAAUGCAUUUUCAGUGGACACUGAAGCCUGUUGUUCAUUUAUCAUUUUACUUUUUGCAAUGCAAAUAAAAUUAUGAAGUUG
Macrobrachium nipponense is the source of this 3133-nucleotide messenger RNA. RefSeq lists its product as uncharacterized. Lineage: Eukaryota; Metazoa; Arthropoda; Malacostraca; Decapoda; Palaemonidae. The transcript is spliced from 2 exons. Bases 905 to 2665 code for a protein of 586 amino acids. Gene Ontology annotation, molecular function: chitin binding. Gene Ontology annotation, cellular component: extracellular region. The record is from RefSeq and is a predicted model, not a curated record.